This is a messenger RNA of Fomitiporia mediterranea MF3/22, 561 nucleotides long. RefSeq lists its product as uncharacterized. The transcript has a single exon. The annotation marks the transcript as partial. NCBI's taxonomy places the organism in Eukaryota, Fungi, Basidiomycota, Agaricomycetes, Hymenochaetales, Hymenochaetaceae. The record is from RefSeq and is a predicted model, not a curated record.
AUCAGCCUCACCCUGAAGGAGCUGUUGUCGAUUGCACCUGAUGUCCGAAAGCAAGUCAAGGAACUGUCAUCCGCUAGGCGAGUUCCGAACGCCGCCACGCACCUUGUCUCGACGGAACCCUCGGAACCAACGACUUCCGAAGAUGCAAUCGUAGCUCAAGUCUCACAGCACGCGUGGAGCCCAGAGUCGGUUGCAGAACAGGCUAUGCCGUUACGUACAGUUAAAGCCAUCUUCGAAGAUACUGAAGAAAUCCACUGUAUUCUAGACCAAGGAGCAACACUCUGCAUCAUUCGCGAGGAUGUAUGGAAACGUCUCGGAAUCCAUCUGCGUUCCGAUCUCGCAAUUAUGCUCGAAACCGCCGACUCCGGACAAGCGCCGACGCUCGGUGCUGUUGAGAACGUAAAGAUCAAUAUCGCUGGAGUCGACAUCGCCCUCCAAGCUCAAGUCGUUCGUCAAGCCCCGUUCGAGGCACUCCUAGGCCGACCAUUCUUCGCUAUCACGGAAUGCGAAACGAAGGACUUCAUUAACGGCGACCAGUCCAUAACACUAUCGGAUCCCUCG